Bradysia coprophila is the source of this 1910-nucleotide messenger RNA. RefSeq names its product arginyl-tRNA synthetase, mitochondrial (gene ArgRS-m). Gene Ontology annotation, molecular function: ATP binding; arginine-tRNA ligase activity. Gene Ontology annotation, biological process: mitochondrial translation; arginyl-tRNA aminoacylation. NCBI's taxonomy places the organism in Eukaryota, Metazoa, Arthropoda, Insecta, Diptera, Sciaridae. Gene Ontology annotation, cellular component: mitochondrion. The record is from RefSeq and is a predicted model, not a curated record.
GACAUCCGACCCUGAUAUCAGAUCACAUCCCAAAGGUAAACAAUGUACAAUGAGAUGGUGAGAUGAUGAAAGUUCCUAAAUUCUGAUAAUUAAAGCCGAACCGUUGACCGACGACUAACAAAAUGACCGUCCAAUUUCGAAAUGCGCUGAGUUCCAGAAUUCUCCAGUUAUUACGAGUCGAUGCAAACGAACCAUUGGCUUUCCAAUCGAUCUACGGUGCUCUAAAAUUGCGAAGAGGCGAAAAUCAGCCUGAAUUUCAUCUAUCGACAAAGGAAUUCGCUUCGAUCUGUAAAGAUGUGGGCCUAUCAAAAUCGCCGACCGAAAUCGUUUCGGAUGUGUUGACAGCUGACUAUGAUAAGGAGCAAAUAGUCGGAGCGAAAUUGGUAAAUCAUUCGUACGAUAAUGUGGUCACGUUUGCACUGAAUCACAAUAACUUUGUCAGCGAAGUGUUUGCCAGCGCCGACAAGACUGUGUUCAACGAACCGAAACGGCGAAUCAUCGUCGAGUUCAGUUCGCCGAAUAUAGCGAAACCGUUCCAUUUCGGCCACCUGCGUUCAACAAUCAUCGGCAAUUUCAUAUCAAAUAUUUACAAGUUUUUUGGCCACGAUGUAAUCCGAAUGAAUUAUUUGGGCGAUUGGGGAACACAAUUCGGUCUGCUGCAAAUCGGAAUGGAACUCAAUAAAUUGUCCACCAAAGAUAUCAAGUCCGAUCCAAUCACACAUCUGUUCAAUGCUUACGUUCAAGCCAAUCAACUGGCCGCAUCGGAUCCCAGCAUUUCGGAAAGAGCACGGAGCAUUUUCUGUCAAUUAGAAAAUGGCCAAACGACAGACCUCAGUGAUUGGAUGGAAUGUCGAAAGUUCACUGUAGAUGAAUUGAAAGGGAUCUAUCGACGUCUUGGAAUUGAAUUCGAUGAGUAUUCAUGGGAGUCGGAGUAUCGCAAGCAGAACAUUAUGCAAAUCAUUGACCUCAUGAACGAAAGGGGAUUAUUAAAGACCGAUUCGGACGGGAAAUCCAUAGUUGAAGCGGGAGACAAAUCGUAUACGUUGCGGAAAAGUGAUGGGACGACGUUGUACUUGACUCGCGAUGUUGCAGCGAUUUUCGAUCGCUCUAAGAAGUAUGACUUCGAUGAAAUGCUAUACGUCGUCGAGAACGGACAGCACAAUCAUUUCCAAUCCAUGUUUGACGUGGCGAAACUGUUACAUUUUCCGAAAGUUGAUCACUUGCGGCACAUUAAGUUCGGUCGAAUAGCAAAAAUGAGUACCAGAAGGGGAAAUGUUGUAUUCUUAAAGGAUGUUCUAGACGAGGCUCGUGAUCUGGCACUUGAAAUAAUGGAGAAGGACAAAGACACAAAAAUCGACCUUAAAUCUAUGGGACAAACAGUUGCUGACGUACUUGGAACCUCGUCGGUGAUAAUCAACGACUUAAAACUGAAACGUAGCGCGACCUACGAAUUCGAUUUGGAAGAAGCUUCGAAGGUUACUGGACACACUGGAUAUCAACUUCAAUAUACUCACUGUCGCCUUUGUCGAUUAGAAGAAAUACCUGGCGUUAAGAUGGCAACACAUUGCAAUCCAAAACUGCUACAAGAACCAGAAGCAGCUAAUCUCAUCUAUAGUAUGGCUCGCUGUGCAGACGUGUUGAAAGAUGCGAAGGACAGCUUAGAAGCAUUUCGUGUUGUGAAAUAUACGUUCGACCUGUGUAAAACCAUCAACAAAGCGCAUCGAGAGCUGAGUAUUAAAAAUGAAUCGAACUCAGAGAUUCAGGAACAGCGAAUGCUGCUGUUUCGAACGGCCAGAUUAAUUGUUAAUCGAAAUAUGCGAUUAUUGGGAUUGCAGCCGCUGGAGAGAAUGUAGGCGAUGAUGAGUUGUUAUAGAUUUUGUUAAUUAAAUGAAAUUGUUUGCGAAAAUGAG